Gordionus sp. m RMFG-2023 is the source of this 1929-nucleotide messenger RNA. Its product is annotated as stress-induced-phosphoprotein 1-like. The record is from RefSeq and is a predicted model, not a curated record. NCBI's taxonomy places the organism in Eukaryota, Metazoa, Nematomorpha, Gordioida, Chordodea, Parachordodidae. Gene Ontology annotation, molecular function: Hsp90 protein binding. The transcript has 13 exons. The coding region runs from base 74 to 1771 and encodes 565 amino acids.
UCAAUCGUUAGAUUUUAGUACUAUUGAUAUUUUGAUCCAUCCUUGCGAAAAUUCUCGACUAAAAUUUAAAAAAAUGAUGUCAUCUGGAACAGUUAAUGAGCUUAAAGAAAAGGGUAACAAAGCUUUGGCCGAAGAAAGAAAUAUAGAGGCAUAUAAUUUUUAUUCUGAAGCUAUCAAACUUGAUCCAAAUAAUCAUGUUCUUUAUAGCAAUAGAUCUGCUGCUUUGGCCAAAAUCGGGAGGUAUAAUGAAUCACUUCAGGAUGCUGAAAAAACUAUUGAGAUUAAACCUGAUUGGCCAAAAGGAUAUUCAAGAAAAGGUGCUGCACUUAUGUUUUUAAAAAAAUAUGAGGAAGCUGAAAAAAUUUACACUCAAGGAUUAGAGAGAAACCCUGACAAUGUUCAAUUAUUACAAGGUUUAGAAGAAACAAGAAAAGCAAAGAUAGAAUCAACCCAUUUUGAUAACAGUCCAUUUCCUAAUCCAUUUUCUGGACCAAAUGUUUAUGAAAAACUUAGAAAUGACCCAAGAACUAAAUCAUAUAUGUGUCAACCAGAUUUUUUGGCCAUGCUUUCAGAAUUGCAAAAUAAUCCUAAAGUUCUUUCAUCAAAGUUGCAAGACCCGCGAUUAAUGACUACUCUCAGUGUUUUGUUAGGUCUUGAUAUGACUUCGAUGGAAGCAGAUGAUGAUGAUACUGAGUUUAACAAUCAUAUUAAUUCAAAAAAUCACACUAGCAAGAAUAAUUCCAGUGCUAAAUAUCAGUCAAAAAAACCUGAAAAAAUGUCUGUUGAUUUAAGUGAUGAUCAAAUAAAAGCCUUAAAAGAAAAGGACUUAGGAAAUGAAGCAUAUAAAAAUAAAAAUUUUGAAAUGGCCAUCAAUCAUUAUGAUAAAGCAAUUGAAUUAGAUCCAAAAAACAUAAUAUUUUUGACAAAUAAAGCAGCUGUUUAUUUUGAACAAAACAAUUAUGAUGAAUGUAUUAAAACAUGUCAAGAAGCUGUUGAAAUUGGGAAAGAGAAUUUUUCCGACUUCAAAUUACUAGCUAAAGCUUACUCUAGAAUUGGAAAUUCGUAUUACAAGUUAAAGGAUUGGUCAAAUGCUAUUGUAAACUAUAAAAAAUCACUGACAGAGCAUCGUUGUCCUGAUAUCCUCAUGAAGCUUAAUGAAACCGAAAAAUUAAUGAAGGAAGAAGAACGGCUGGCUUAUAUUAACCCCGAACUAGCGCUGGAUCAGAAGAAUAAGGGAAACGAAAUGUUCCAAAAAGGCGAUUAUCCAGCUGCCCUUAAAUACUACACCGAGGCUAUUAAAAGAAGUCCAGAAAACGCCAUUGUUUACAGCAACCGAGCUGCAUGUUAUACAAAAUUAGCUGAAUUUAGGUUAGGCCUUCAAGAUUGUGACAAAUGCCUACAACUUGAUCCUAACUUUGUUAAAGGAUAUAUACGAAGAGGACAUAUUUUGUUGGCAUUAAAAGAAUCGACCAAGGGAAUGAUUGCCUUUCAAAAGGCCCUUGAAUUAGAUCCCUCCUCACAGGAAGCCCUAGAAGGAACCAGGAAAUGCUACAGUGCUCUUGGUCAAAAUCAAAGUCAAUCUGUAGAAGAUAUAAAGCAAAAGGCAAUGCAAGAUCCAGAGGUUCAAUCCAUUCUCACCGACCCUGCUAUGAGAAUGAUUUUAGAACAGAUGCAGAACGAUCCUAGCGCUCUUAAAGAGCAUCUGAAAAAUCCAAAUAUAGCAGAAAAAAUUCAAAAGCUUCUAGAAGUGGGCAUCAUUCAGAUACGAUGAAAAUGAUAUGAUUUGACUACUAAUUAAUUAUUUUUAUUAUAAAUGUACAUACCAAUUUUUAUCUUACUCUAAAAUUAGGUUAAUUAAUUAUUUGUAAUCUAAGUUUAAUCAAUUUUUAUUAAAUACAUAAAAUAAAAGCGUCAUAUUUAAAAAAUUGA